This is a messenger RNA of Tripterygium wilfordii, 1345 nucleotides long. RefSeq lists its product as uncharacterized. Gene Ontology annotation, molecular function: catalytic activity. The record is from RefSeq and is a predicted model, not a curated record. The transcript has 8 exons. Lineage: Eukaryota; Viridiplantae; Streptophyta; Magnoliopsida; Celastrales; Celastraceae. Bases 31 to 1113 code for a protein of 360 amino acids.
ACGCCAAGCAGCGCGCACCAGAAAGCGGAAAUGGCGAGCUCCAGGUUCCUCUUCAGCAAUGGCGUUCUGUCGCACAGUUCCGAUAUUCCUGAUGUGAGAACCUUCCUCGAAUCCAAUCCAGGCGCUUACACUACCACAAGGACUCACAACAAUGCAUCGUGCCUGUUGUUCUGGGAGAGACACUUGCGGAGACUGGCGAAUUCUGCGAGAAUUUUAUGCGAAUCGAAUCCACCACUUCUGUUCAAGUCGGGCAAAUCCACACACUCGUUAUCAUUAUUACCGUCGGUGUGGGAGUCAGUUAUUCGGACACAGGUUAACGAGUCCAUGCGUGAAGUAUUACCGGUCGCAUUGGGAGGGAGGAGGUACGGGGAGGAAUUGGCAGUUACGGCACAUGUGAGUGGGGAUUUGAUGACAUUUAGUGAAAAUAAGACCGUUGACGAAGAGAAUUUGUCUAAAGCUCUCGAUGUGCAUGUGCAUAUCGGGGCUUAUGUGCCUCCUGAAUUUGGUGUUGGAGGAACUGGUGCGCAUUUGGCUGUGGUGGGUCGCGGAAGGGACGUUGCUGCAGCAAAGUAUUCGGAAUGGGUAAGGCUUAGGAAGCCUCUGGAGAAGCUAAGGCCUCCUUCAGUGACUGAGCUAUUGUUGUCAAAUGAUGGUGAUCGUAUACUUGAAGGUUGCUUGACAAAUUUCUUCGUAGUCUGUCCCAAGGAUAUUGAUGAAAUUGGGGGAGAAUAUUUACAUGACUACAAAGGUGCACAUCUCUUCGAAGUACAGACUGCACCUAUUGGUGAUGGUGUACUUCCAGGAAUUAUACGGCAACUGGUUAUCGAUGUAUGUUUGAGCAAGGGCAUCUCUGUUCGAGAAGUUGCACCAUCAUGGUUUGAGCACGAAAAAUGGAAAGAGGCAUUUAUUACAAAUAGCUUGAGACUUAUGCAGCAUGUGCAGAAGAUUCAAGUUCCAAUUUCAUGGGAGUCAAUCGAACAAAAAACUUGGCAGGAAAUAGUGUGGAAGGAGAAGCAUUUCAAGGAGAGUCCUGGGAAGCUGAUAACCCUGAUUCAGAAGGAAAUCAUGGAUAGAGCAGACCUUGAAGGAUAUCCAUGUAUUAACUUUGCAUAGCUGGUAGAGGGUUUGUUGUUUUUCCCAUAGGCAAGACUGAGCAAGUAUCCUCGUGUCUUCGGCAGUUGGAGAUAGCAAGAAGGCCCUGCCUGCUUCAUGGUCUUGUAAGUUCUCAAACACACAAGGCUAUCUUGUGCACAUCCUUGAGAUGCGAAGCCGGAACAUAGUUUUUGUUUUUCUUUAUUUUUUGUAAAGGACAUGGUUUAUGAAUGACAGAAUUUUCUCAUUCCAA